GGAUUCCCAAAGCAAUUUAGCCAAUCAUUUAACAUAGUCACAGAGGAGCAGGAGGGUGAUGGGAAAUUCAGGACUGAUGGACCUGAGUCUGGUAUAUUGUAUCCUAAUCACAUUCCCACCAACAUGCUGCAAAAACUGUUGCUGUCAGCUGGCUCUGCGGUGAUGUCAUUGUAUGAUCCAUACAGACACGAUAUGAUUGCUGUUCUCGGGGAAACCACUGGUAUCCAGGCCUUGCGAAGCCUCAGAGAGAAAAUGAGCAGUGACCCGGAGGGAAUGCAGAUUCUACAAGAAAGACCACGUAUUCGGAUGUCCAGUUUGGAUAUUGAGAGGUUUCGGGAGAUGCCAGAUGGGGUGUUUGGCAGAGAGUACGCCCGAUUCUUAGAUGUCAAUAAUGUCACCCCUGAUACCCGAAUGCCAGUGAAGUUUGUAGAUGACGAGGAAUUGGCGUAUGUAGCCCAGCGGUAUCGGGAAGUCCAUGAUCUCAUGCACACUCUGCUGGGGAUGCCAACCAAUAUGCUAGGGGAAGUGGUGGUAAAAUGGUUUGAAGCUGUGCAGACCGGACUGCCCAUGUGCCUCCUGGGAGCUGUUUUUGGGCCUCUGCGCCUCAGUACCAAAAGAAAAAAGAAACUGAUUGAACUAGUUCCUUGGGCGGUUCAGAGUGGCCGUAACGCCCGAUGCGUCCUCAGUGUUUACUAUGAGAAGCGCUGGGAGCAGAGCAUGGAAUCUCUGAGGAAAGAAAUUGGCAUCCUGCCACUGCCCAGCAUUAAAGUCUGA
Molecule: messenger RNA, 774 nt
Organism: Staurois parvus
Lineage: Eukaryota; Metazoa; Chordata; Amphibia; Anura; Ranidae
Source: the annotation of a GenBank genome assembly